GAAGGUUGCUGCGUCGCGCCUACGUCAGCCGCGGGAAAUUCCCCUCCCGCCAGGCUGCUCGCCUCUCGGCCGGGCCAGCACUCGGCUCUCCCCGCUCCGCCCCCUGCCCCUGGCUCCCGCACGGUAGACGGCGACGCUGGGUGACCCGGAGCGCAAGAAUUAAGGGGGUAGGAAGGUGUGAGCCGCAAACCCAGCGGAGGGCGGGAAGAAGGAGGAGGCCUCUAGGGUGGUCGAGGGACUGGGGGCCCCGCCGGCAGAGGUCCCUCGGCCUCCUGACUGACUGACUGCGGCCGCCUCCGGCCAGGACGCUGGGAGCUGCCUGCGGGAAGGUGCGGGGAGCGGAGCCAUGGCCUCCGGUGCGUAUAACCCGUAUAUAGAGAUAAUUGAACAACCCAGGCAGAGGGGAAUGCGUUUUAGAUACAAAUGUGAAGGGCGAUCAGCAGGCAGCAUUCCAGGGGAGCACAGCACAGACAACAAUCGAACAUACCCUUCGAUCCAGAUUAUGAACUAUUAUGGAAAAGGAAAAGUGAGAAUUACAUUAGUAACAAAGAAUGACCCAUAUAAACCUCAUCCUCAUGAUUUAGUUGGAAAAGACUGCAGAGACGGCUACUAUGAAGCGGAAUUUGGACAAGAACGCAGACCUCUGUUUUUCCAAAAUUUGGGUAUUCGAUGUGUGAAGAAAAAAGAAGUAAAAGAAGCUAUUAUUACAAGAAUAAAGGCAGGAAUCAAUCCAUUCAAUGUCCCUGAAAAACAGCUGAAUGAUAUUGAAGAUUGUGACCUCAAUGUGGUGAGACUAUGUUUUCAAGUUUUCCUCCCUGAUGAACAUGGUAAUUUGACGACUGCUCUUCCUCCUGUUGUCUCGAACCCAAUUUAUGACAACCGUGCUCCAAAUACUGCAGAAUUAAGGAUUUGUCGUGUAAACAAGAAUUGUGGAAGUGUCAGAGGAGGAGAUGAAAUAUUUCUACUUUGUGACAAAGUUCAGAAAGAUGACAUAGAAGUUCGUUUUGUGUUGAACGAUUGGGAAGCAAAAGGCAUCUUUUCACAAGCUGAUGUACACCGUCAAGUAGCCAUUGUUUUCAAAACUCCACCAUAUUGCAAAGCUAUCACAGAACCCGUAACAGUAAAAAUGCAGUUGCGGAGACCUUCUGACCAGGAAGUUAGUGAAUCUAUGGAUUUUAGAUAUCUGCCAGAUGAAAAAGAUACUUACGGCAAUAAAGCAAAGAAACAAAAGACAACUUUGCUUUUCCAGAAACUGUGCCAGGAUCACGUUAAUUUUCCUGAGAGACCAAGACUUGGUCUCCUCGGUUCAAUUGGAGAAGGAAGAUACUUCAAAAAAGAACCAAGCUUGUUUUCUCAUGAUGCAGUUGUGAGAGAAAUGCCUACAGGGGUUUCAAGUCAAGCAGAAUCCUACUAUCCCUCACCUGGGCCCAUCUCAAGUGGAUUGUCACAUCAUGCCUCAAUGGCACCUCUGCCUUCUUCAAGCUGGUCAUCAGUGGCCCACCCCACCCCACGCUCAGGCAAUACAAACCCACUGAGUAGUUUUUCAACAGGGACACUUCCUUCUAAUUCGCAAGGUAUCCCACCAUUCCUGAGAAUACCUGUUGGGAAUGAUUUAAAUGCUUCUAACGCUUGCAUUUAUAACAAUGCCGAUGACAUAGUCGGAAUGGAAGCGUCAUCCAUGCCACCAGAAGACUUAUAUGGUAUUUCUGAUCCCAACAUGCUGUCUAAUUGUUCUGUGAAUAUGAUGACAACCAGCAAUGACAGCAUGGGAGAGACCGAUAAUCCAAGACUUCUGAGCAUGAAUCUUGAAAACCCCUCAUGUAAUUCAGUGUUAGACCCAAGAGACUUGAGACAACUCCAUCAGAUGUCCUCUUCCAGUAUGUCAGCAGGCACCAAUUCCAAUACUACUGUUUUUGUUUCACAAUCAGAUGCAUUUGAGGGAUCUGACUUCAGUUGUGCAGAUAACAGCAUGAUAAAUGAGUCGGGACCAUCAAACAGUACUAAUCCAAACAGUCAUGGUUUUGUUCAAGGUAGUCAGUAUUCAGGUAUAGGCAGUAUGCAAAAUGAGCAAUUGAGUGACUCCUUUCCAUAUGAAUUUUUUCAAGUAUAACUUACAAGAUUUAAAUCCUUUUAAAUCUUGAUACCACCUACACAGAUGCAGCAUUUUGUAUUUGUCUAACUGGGAAUAUAAUACUGUAUUUAUACUGUAUAUAUAAUACUGACUGAGAAUAUAAUACUGUAUUUGAGAAUACAAAAAACUUUUUUCAGGGAAGAAGCAUACAACUUUGGACAUAGUGAAUACAAAAUUGGAAGCUGUCAUAAAAAGACAACUCAGAGGCCAGGCGCAGGGCCUCACACCUGUAAUCCUAGCACUUUGGGAGGCCGAGGCAGGUGGAUCACUUGAGGCCAGGAAUUCGAGACCAGCCUGGCCAACAUGGUGAAACCCCAUCUCUACUAAAAAUACAAAAAUUAGCUGAGCAUGGUGGUACGUGCCUGUACUGUCAGCUACUUGGGAGGCUGAGACACAAUAAUUGCUUGAACCCAGGAAGCGGAGGUUGCAGUGAGCUGAGAUCACACCGCCGCACUCCAGCCUGGGU
Molecule: messenger RNA, 2597 nt
Organism: Nomascus leucogenys (northern white-cheeked gibbon)
Lineage: Eukaryota; Metazoa; Chordata; Mammalia; Primates; Hylobatidae
Gene: REL
Product: REL proto-oncogene, NF-kB subunit
Biological process (GO): canonical NF-kappaB signal transduction; regulation of transcription by RNA polymerase II; inflammatory response
Cellular component (GO): cytoplasm
Molecular function (GO): DNA-binding transcription factor activity, RNA polymerase II-specific; RNA polymerase II cis-regulatory region sequence-specific DNA binding
Source: RefSeq, a predicted model, not a curated record